Messenger RNA from Manis javanica (Malayan pangolin), 4100 nucleotides. It is a transcript of the gene PHF19, whose product is annotated as PHD finger protein 19. Gene Ontology annotation, molecular function: chromatin binding; DNA binding. Gene Ontology annotation, cellular component: nucleus. Gene Ontology annotation, biological process: negative regulation of gene expression, epigenetic. Lineage: Eukaryota; Metazoa; Chordata; Mammalia; Pholidota; Manidae. The record is from RefSeq and is a predicted model, not a curated record.
CCCGCCCCGCCCCGCCCCCGUCGAGACCCCGACCCCGGCCCCACGGGCGGACACUCGGCCGGGCAGCCGCAGGCGGAGCGCAGCCGCCUCCGCCGCCGAUGCGCCUGGUGGCCAGACUCCAAGUGGGACCGGCGGACACGCAAACUCGCGUGUCAGUGGAAGCUGAUGGAGAAUCGAGCUCUGGACCCAGGGACUCGGGACUCCUAUGGUGCCACCAGCCACCUCCCCAACAAGGGGGCCCUGGCAAAAGCCAAGAACAACUUCAAAGACCUGAUGUCCAAGCUGACAGAAGGCCAGUAUGUGCUGUGUCGGUGGACAGAUGGACUAUAUUACCUCGGGAAGAUCAAGAGGGUCAGCAGUUCUAAGCAGAGCUGCCUUGUGACUUUUGAAGAUAAUUCCAAAUACUGGGUUCUAUGGAAGGACAUACAGCAUGCUGGCGUCCCGGGGGAGGAGCCCAAGUGCAACAUCUGCCUGGGGAAGACAUCAGGGCCCUUGAACGAGAUCCUCAUCUGUGGGAAGUGUGGCCUGGGUUACCACCAGCAGUGCCACAUCCCCAUAGCAGGCAGUGCCGACCGGCCCCUGCUCACACCUUGGUUCUGCCGACGCUGCAUCUUCGCACUGGCUGUGCGGAAAGGCGGCGCGCUAAAGAAGGGUGCUAUCGCUAGGACGCUGCAGGCCGUGAAGAUGGUGCUAUCCUACCAGCCCGAGGAGCUCGAGUGGGACUCGCCCCACCGCACCAACCAGCAACAGUGCUACUGCUACUGCGGCGGACCGGGAGAAUGGUACCUGCGGAUGCUGCAAUGUUACCGGUGCAGGCAGUGGUUCCACGAGGCCUGCACCCAGUGCCUCAGUGAGCCCAUGAUGUUUGGAGACCGGUUCUACCUGUUCUUCUGCUCCGUGUGCAACCAGGGCCCAGAGUACAUCGAGAGGCUGCCCCUGCGAUGGGUGGAUGUGGUUCACCUGGCACUCUACAACCUGGGGGUGCAGAGCAAGAAGAAGUACUUUGACUUUGAGGAGAUUCUGGCUUUUGUCAACCAUCACUGGGAGCUCCUGCAGCUUGGCAAGCUCACCAGCACCCCUGUGACGGAUCGAGGACCUCAUCUACUCAACGCUCUGAACAGUUACAAAAGCCGGUUCCUCUGUGGCAAGGAGAUCAAGAAGAAGAAGUGCAUCUUCCGCCUGCGCAUCCGUGUCCCGCCCAACCCACCAGGAAAGCUGCUGCCUGACAAGGGCCUGGUGCUCGCCGAGAAUGGCACCUCUGAGCUGCGUAAGAGAGGAAAGACCAAGCCUAGUUUGUUGCCUCACGAAUUUCAGCAGCAGAAAAGGCGAGUUUAUAGAAGAAAAAGAUCAAAGUUUUUGCUGGAAGAUGCUAUUCCCAGUAGUGACUUUACCUCAGCCUGGAGCACAAACCACCACCUGGCCAGCAUAUUUGACUUCACGCUGGAUGAAAUUCAGAGUUUAAAAAGCGCCAGCUCUGGCCAGACCUUCUUCUCGGAUGUGGACUCCACCGAUGCCGCCAGCACCUCUGGUUCUGCUUCCACCAGCCUCUCCUAUGACUCAAGACGGACAGUGGGCAGCCGCAAGAGGAAGCUGGCAGCCAAAGCGUAUGUGCCGCUGCGGGCCAAGCGGCGGUCAGUCGAGCUGGGGGGACGCUGCCCCUCGGACAGCAGUGGAGAGGGCGUUUCAGGCCCUGAGCGGCCAGAUGAAGGCAUCGACAGCCACACGUUUGAGAGUAUCAGUGAAGAUGACUCGUCCCUGUCCCACCUCAAAUCAUCCAUCACCAACUACUUCGGUGCAGCUGGGCGACUAGCCUGUGGGGAGAAGUACCAGGUGCUGGCUAGGCGGGUCACACCUGAGGGCAAGGUUCAGUACCUGGUGGAGUGGGAAGGGACCACCCCUUACUGACCUGCCCCCUGGGGGAUGCCAGGAGCCCUGGAAACCAAAGGAGAGACAGAGGAAGCCACAGGCUCUCCAGCUCUCUCCAGGCUGGGCUAGGGAGGGAAGCAAGACAGAACUGCUAAGUGCCUGUAAAAGGCCCUUCCUGCCUGCCAGCCACGGCCUGUGCCUCUCUGCUGUGCCCCUUUGCCUGUGUCCCUAAAGUCCCACUGGCUAAUUCUGAGCAUCUCCACACACUCCACACUCCAAGCUGUUUAUGUUCUCAGAAUCUGUGUCCCUCUGGCUUGAGGACCCCUUUCCCUGAGGCCUAAAUCUGUCUUUCUCUUUGUCCCCAAUUGUGUCCCUUUUCCUCUCACCCCUUUAGGGUGUGUGUGUUUACGCACCUUACAUGUGCAUGGCUGUCCAUCCACUGGACAGCCUUCACAUCUGACCCAUGGGCAGCCAGUCCCCCCAGGGACCACCCUAUGAGAACGGGAACCUGAGACAGAAUGGGUGAAGGUGUGUAAGAGGAUGCCUCACAGAGCUUUCCUCUCCCGCUUUCCUGCCUCUAACCUGCCCUGCCCUGUUCUGCCCUUGGAAAAGGGUGGUACAGUGGGAGAGUGCUUCUGUGACAGCCUGUGUGGCAGAGACCCUGGGACUCUCAGGAUCUAAGGAGUGAAGAGGCUGGGUGUCUGCCUCAGAAGGCACUUGCACCAGAGCCCCAUUUUCAGGCUAGAGUGAAGCCUCAUGGGUGUCAACUUCUGCAGCCCCAUAAGUUCUUUCCCUGGCCCUGCUGUAGUGGAGGCGGGCCCAAGGGACAGUUAGAGGACCUGGGAGGAGAGGAAGCCACAUCACACUGAACCUCAGACUGGGGUCUGCACCUCCCACCCCUGGGCCCACAUACUCACACUCAAGCUUCCAUCCACACGUGUGUGCCUUCCCACUCCAGGUACACACACUCAGCCCCAGCCUUCAGGUGUCCACACACAGCCCCGUGCCCUCUAGUGCUGACCUGGCUCAUCUGUGAGACAUCUGGGCUUUCUGUUGGCCCUCUUCCAGGUGUCAUGCGCUGUGACUAAAUGUCAAAGUCCAGCUCCUGCGCCCGUUUCUCAGCCCACCAACCAGUUUUGACUAGGGAAGUGCAGGGGACUCACAACCUCUUCCUUAUACCCUGUCCCACCCUGAAAUUGACAAUCACUUUUUGGGACAGGUUGGGAUUUUUCAAGCACCCAUGUCUUUCAGUCCCCUCACAGGGAAGCCUUUGUCAGUGGGGUAAACAGCUCUCAGAACCAAUGUUAAAAUUCAUACUCAUCUGGAGGCAAACCAAAAAUGGGAGAGGAAAGGGGACCCCUCAUUUUUGCUGCUUCCAGAGAUGCUAGAAACGGACUCAUUUGACCAGAAAAUGUUAAGAAGUGCCUUGACUGAGACGGGGCACAACAGAUGGGGACCAGCCUUGCCAAAUGCUGCUGUGGUCUCUAGUUUGGCUCGGCUCUUUUAGGCGGCCAGCUACACAGCGAGGGUAAAUGAAUAAUAAGGUGCAGCAGGCCUAAUGGAGCUGGUUUUUCCACUAAGCUGACCCCCUCCCUGCCUGUGGGCAUUUGGUGGUGGUGGGGGGGGCGAUCCCUGAGAUCAGAUGCCUCUCCCUUCAAACCUCAGCUCUUACAGAGCCUUUCAGAUGGGACCUCACCUCCUAUACACAGCCUACCCACUUCCCUUUGCCUACUAGCACGGCCCAGGCAGAGAUGAGCUCAGAUGGGGCACAGUUCUCUUCCUUCUCAGCCCCACAGCUGCUGCCACUGAAGGCCCUACUGGGGCCAGGUGGAGGGGGAGCUGAGAAGCCAGCCCCCAGCUCAGCAGGGGUGUGUGGCCUGGGAUCCAAUCUGUGGCUUCAGAGAGCACAGCAACCUCCCAAGCCUGCUCUCCAGGCUUCUGAGAAAGAACAGGAUGAGCAAGGCCUGUCACAGUGCAUCUGCUCUACUCAGGCUCCAGAGAGGCUCUGGGCUUGAAGAGGAGGGAGAGGAAGGAAUGUCUUCCUCACUUGAGAAGUCAGCAUAAGGCCUAGCAAGGUCACCCUGACUUCACACCCAAGCAUUUCACUCAUACCAGAUAAUAGCUGCAUUACUACCAACUGACCUUAUAACCCUGUGCACCUUCAAAAAGAUUUAUGGUUUCUGAAUUGCUGCUUUUAAUAACGUUUGUUAUAUUAAAAUUAUAAUUAAUGUGUC